Molecule: messenger RNA, 496 nt
Organism: Trichoderma atroviride IMI 206040
Lineage: Eukaryota; Fungi; Ascomycota; Sordariomycetes; Hypocreales; Hypocreaceae
Source: RefSeq, a predicted model, not a curated record
GCCACCAUGUUUGAACAGUUUGCUUGGCGCCAUAUCGUGCCUUUAUUCGUCGCAUCGGCUACGACAUUCGGCGGCCUCUGGCCUUUUUGGGCACCGCGAGAUGCCAUGCUCGAAUUCGGCCUGCCAGCGCGCAUCGCCGACUCGCCCACUGCGCAGCCCGUCAUGGUGGUUUCCUCGGCCCGUACCACCGCCCUGGGACUGCUGAUGUUCAUCUUCUACCAGCAAGGAAAGCUCGCUGACGUGGAUACCAUCAUGACGGUAAUGGGCGCCUAUCUGGGCGUGGUUGACGGCUACGUGUGCUGGAAGGAGGGAAUGCCCGACAAAGCUGUGUUUCGCUGUGUCUCGGGCAUGGUGAUUGCCGGCUGCGGGAUGGUUGGAUUGACGGAAGGAUUCUGAAGGGAGGGGAGGAAUAAGGGACCAACGAAGGAUCCGAACCCCAUGUCCGGAAUAGAAUUGCAAUUCGAGAAACGGUUGGAUGGCCAAGUUAGCUUAGACG